This is a messenger RNA of Chaetomium globosum CBS 148.51, 4353 nucleotides long. RefSeq lists its product as uncharacterized. Gene Ontology annotation, biological process: actin cortical patch assembly; endocytosis; endosomal transport. The transcript has 3 exons. Gene Ontology annotation, molecular function: actin binding; calcium ion binding. Lineage: Eukaryota; Fungi; Ascomycota; Sordariomycetes; Sordariales; Chaetomiaceae. The record is from RefSeq and is a predicted model, not a curated record. Gene Ontology annotation, cellular component: cytoplasm; nucleus; actin cortical patch. Bases 1 to 4353 code for a protein of 1450 amino acids.
AUGUAUUCGAACCCGAACAACUUCUUCGGCGGCAAUGCCAUGGGCCCCGGUGCUCCGCAAUAUGGCGCUGGCCAGCCCCAGCAGCAACAACAGCAGCAGCAACAGCCGGAUCCGUUCGCCCCGCAGCCGACGGGCUUCGCUCAAGCGCCGCUCCAGCAGCAGUAUACGGGCUACCCGGGCUUACAAGCGCCGCAGGGGCAGCUGCAGCCGCAGUUUACCGGCUACGGCCAGACUCCGCAGCAGGGCAUGGCCACCGGCGCACCGCCAAUGCCAGCUAUCCCUCAACAAUAUCAGCAACAGUUCCAGCAGCAGCAGACCCAACAGCAGCAGCCCCAACAGCAGCAGAUGCCCUUCGCGGCAGCGCCCCCCCAGCCCACCCAGACGCUGGCGCCUCCUCCACCUGUAAAGCCGCAAGCCACCGGCUUCAGCGAAAUGGCGGCUUCAUUCCAUGCCGGCGGCGGCGCAAGAUCCCAGCCCAGCGCGGCCCCAAGAAAGGCAAACACGGUUCCGAAUAUCCGUCUCUCUUUCAUUACCGCGCCGGACCAAGCCAAAUUCGAAACGUUGUUCAAGUCUGCCGUUGGUGACGGCCAAACCACCAUGUCGGGAGAGAAGGCGAGAGACUUGCUGCUACGGUCCAGGCUCGACGGAGAUUCACUGUCUCACAUCUGGACGCUUGCGGAUACCACCAGAUCCGGGCAGUUACACUUCCCAGAGUUUGCUCUCGCCAUGUAUCUCUGCAACCUGAAGCUCACCGGGAAGUCGCUGCCGCCCUCACUACCUGACAACAUCAAGAACGAGGUCUCUAGCAUGGUGGAUAUUAUCAAUUUCAGCAUUGCAGAGGAGUCCGGUUCUGCUUCUGCCACAUCUACCAACGCUCCCGAUUUCGGUGUGCGCCAAAACACGGCUACCCCUCCAGUCAUCCAACACCCGCAACCACAACCGUCGAGCUCACAACUUCUCCAAGCGCAGAUGACGGGCUUUCCUGCUCAGCAGACCGGGUUCAUGGGACAAGGCCUUCAACCUCAGCAAACGGGUAUGCCCCAGGCGACCGGCUACACUGGCCCUCGGCCGCCUAUGCCGCCCAUGCCAACCGGGUUCGGUUCGAACUUGUCACCGAAUGUCGGCCCCGGCGGCAUGAUUGCGCCGUUGAACGCUCAACCCACAGGACGCCCGGGUCAGUGGGGCCUUGUCAACACGCCUGCGACCGGAUUGCCGAACAUUGAUGCCCUGCAAGCGCGCAUGAUGCCCCAGCAAGGCCGUGAACAGCAAGACUACACCACCGCCGGAUUGCAAGGAAAUGCUGUGAUUCCCUGGGCCAUUACCAAGGAUGAGAAGACUCGGUACGAUGCGCUGUUCCGCGCUUGGGAUGGUCUGAACAAGGGGUAUAUCGGCGGUGACCAGGCCAUCGAAAUCUUUGGGCAAAGCGGGUUGGAGAAGCCCGACCUUGAACGCGCCUGGACACUCGCGGACCAUGGAAACAAGGGGCGUCUGGACCUUGAUGAGUUUGCCGUGGCCAUGCAUUUGAUCUACCGCAAACUUAACGGUUAUCCUAUCCCAAACCAGCUCCCUCCUGAAUUGGUGCCUCCUUCUACCAGGAAUUUUAACGAGUCUCUGGGCACCAUCAAGAACAUGCUCCACAAGGAGUCGGAUUUCCGAAAGAACUCGGGCGCUAGCUUGCUGCCGCAAAAGACUGGGGUUAGCUAUCUAAAGAACCACUCGUUCCGAGGUACCGGAGGCGCCUCUGGCAAUCGCAAGGAUGCUACCGUCUUCAAGAACAACGACGAUGCUGUGGGAUACCGAUCAAGCGCGCGGCGCAGAGUCGGCAAUGCUUCACCUCGCCCCGAGUCUCCAGCAUCCGUCGGUUCUAACGAAGAGUUAAGCCUGGAUCAAUUGCGGAAGAAGAUCAAGGAGAAGCAGGUGCUCCUUGAUGCGAUGGACUUUGCCGACGAGAAGAACAUGGAGGAGGACGACAUCCUUGACAGGCGUGAUCGUCGCGAGGCCGAGGAGCUUUAUCGCCGCAUCAGGAGAAUUCAGGAGGAUAUCGACAACCACCCUGAUGCGUCCCCGAUUGGCGGCGACUCUGAAGCCGAGAGAAGAGCCCUGAAGCGCCAACUGCAGAACCUGACCGACAAGAUCCCCGAACUAGCGUCUCAGGUUAGAAAAACAGAGAAGGCAAUCGCGGACGCAAGGCUUGAGUUGUUCCGCCUGAAGGACGCCAAGGCCCACCCGGGCAGCGCCGCUGCCAUCGUUGGGACGGGGCCCGGCGGUGCCAUCACCGAAUCAGACAGGCUCAAGGCCCGGGCCAAAGCUAUGAUGCAACAACGGACCGCUGCCCUGACCGGCAAGAAGAUCGACGUGACCAGUGACCAAGAUGCAGAGAAGAGGCUCGAGGAAGAGAGUAUCAAGGCAAGAACUGAGAAGGAAAACAACGAGCGUAUGGUCCGGGAUGUCGAGGAUAGCGUUCGCGAUUUCGCCAAGGGCAUCGAAGACAAUCUCAAGGAGGGCGGUCAGGAUUCCACUACGGAGCAUGAGAAGCGCCGAUGGGAGGAUGCCCUCGGGGUCGAGGAUGAGGUCCGAGAUUUUAUCUACGAUCUCCAACGGUCUAGCCGUGCUUCUCGCAUUAGGUCCCAGGAUAGGCAGGGCGGACGCAAGGCCACCCAAGAGCCCGUCAGUGCUGAAGCACCUCCUACCGCCCGGGUCGAUAGCCCCGCCAGCAUUUCGCGUACCGCCUCCCCGGCGGCCCCUCCUGCCGCAGGCGGAUCGUAUUCGUCGUACAAGACUCCCGAGGAGAGGGCUGCAUUCAUCAAGCAGCAAGCCGAGCAACGCAUGGCUGAACGGCUUGCCGCCCUGGGUAUCAAGGCUCCCACGAAACCUGGGGAGACGGCGGCUCAGCGAGCCGAGCGUGAGCAGGCCGAACGUGCCGCCAAGUUGCGACAGGCAGAGGAGGAAGACGCCCGCCGCGAAACAGAGAGACAGGCCAGGCUUGCUGAGGAGCAGGGGGUUCCACCGCCCGCUGUUUCACAGGCUGCCAAGCCUGAGGGUAAGAAGCCGCCUCCGCCUCCCAGCCGCAAAGCGGCCAAGCCAGAUGAUAGGCGUGCCGAGGAGGAGCUUGCUACAAAGAAGGCAGAGGAGGAGCGCCUGGAACGCGAGCGUGGAGAACAGGAGCGCGCAACACGGGAACUUGAGAGUCAAGCCAAGGCUCAGGAAGAUGAGCUUGCCAAAGAGCGUGAGGAAGCUGACGCUCGCCUCAGGGCGCUUGAGGAGCAGGUCCGGCAGGGCAAGUUGAAGAAGGAGGAGGAGAAACGGAAGAAGAAGGCAGCGCUAGCUGAGGCCAAGGAGAAGGAGGCUCAACUGGCCCAGCGGAGAGCUGAAAUCGAAGCUGCCCGUAAGCGCGAGGAAGAGCUUCGCAGGCAGCUUGAAGCCAUGGAUGACGAUAGCUCAUCGGACGACGAAGGCCCGGAACAAAUCACUCCUCAAGCGUCGACUCCGACGAUGAACGACAGUCAUAUCGUUAAUCGGGAACCAGAACGACAGCCCACCCCACCGCCGGCGCCGGUGGUUUCCCCGCCGCAAAUUGUCACCUCUAGCCCCCCGACCGAGGGUGAGAGCCGUAAUCCUUACUUUAGAAUGAUGUCGCACUCUUCGGAUGCCUCCCCCGCCACGGCACCUGCACCGCCGGUGGCACCGCCGGUGGCCCCGCCGGCGCCGCCGCAACCCGAAGCGUCCACAAACCCAUUCCACCGCAUCGCACAGGCCCCCGCGCCCGAAACAUCGCCGGUCCCCGUGACAAGGCGGCGUCCUGAUGACGAUGGUUGGGGGUCGGACAAGGACGAGGAAGACGAAGAAUCGGAUGAUGACAGGCCGGGCGGUAAGAGCGCCGCGGCGCUAGCUUCCAUCCUGUUCGGCACCAUGGCACCACCGCGCCCGCUGUCUGCAACUGGCGACAAGUCUGCUACCUCACCUACCGUGAGCUCCCCGGUUGCACCACCUCCCGAGUCAGCUUCGCCCCCGGCGGCUUCCCCAUCAGCACCGCCGCCCCCUCCGCCGAUGCCCGGUUCGUUCCCGAGCGCCAGCCCUGGCCCCGGCGCUCCGCCGCCACCACCGCCGCCCCCGCCUCCGAUGCCUUCCGCUGGUGGCCCACCGGGGGCUCCUCCCGCGCCGCCGCCGCCACCCCCGGGAAUGGCUCCUCCCGCACCGCCGCCGCCGCCUCCUGCGGGUGGCCCGCCGGCUGCUGCACCGGCUGGCGGUCGGCCUGCAGGGCUCCUCGGCCAAAUCCAGGCGGGCAAGGCGCUCAAGAAGACGACGACACGCGACAAGAGCGCCGCUGCUGUGGCCGGUCGGGUGCUAGAUUAA